This is a messenger RNA of Protopterus annectens (West African lungfish), 2388 nucleotides long. RefSeq names its product ST8 alpha-N-acetyl-neuraminide alpha-2,8-sialyltransferase 6 (gene ST8SIA6). Gene Ontology annotation, biological process: oligosaccharide metabolic process; N-glycan processing. Bases 561 to 1691 code for a protein of 376 amino acids. Gene Ontology annotation, molecular function: alpha-N-acetylneuraminate alpha-2,8-sialyltransferase activity. Lineage: Eukaryota; Metazoa; Chordata; Ceratodontiformes; Protopteridae. The record is from RefSeq and is a predicted model, not a curated record. The transcript is spliced from 7 exons.
AGAAAGGAUCCACUCGGAGUGCCAAGACUUGUAACCCUGUAGUUAAGAUAAAGCAGCCUGUAUGGAAAGAAGUUGAAAUGCACACGCAAGCGUUCCCCUAGUGGCAGAUAAGCAUUGCUUCUGACGACGACAGCUAGUCAACAUGUACAAAAACCAUGUGCUGACAGUUUGUGCAACGACUGCAAACAAGGGGGUGUUGCACGGAAUGCAGGAAGGGAGGCAAAACUGUACUGUUACCGUGCAAUGGUAACUGCUAUUUAGUGGUAUCCACUCAGAGGAAUCGUGGGAUUUUCCAGGGAUUUUUUUUAAUGAAAGUCUGAGCACUGGGGAAGAAAAACCGCCCUGAAGAAAGAGACGGUACCUUAGGAACUGGAACCCCAGCAAAGGAUGCUAGCUGAGAGUAAUAAAAAUCGGAUUAGCUCUGGGAUGUGUCAGGUUGCGUUGCUCGCAGUGCCCGUUGUGCGGGUCUGUGUCGCAUAGCACCAAGUGACAUUUGUCCCCGUGAGGUAAUGCUGUAACAAGCAGGUUUUGCAUCCCGGUGACCAGCUCCAAGUUCAAGGAUGAAGCUCAUUAACGUGUCCGGUUUUACUUUUCUUCGAUUUAGUCUUUCCAUUUUGGCAGGAACUUGUUUGGUCUUCAUUGUAACAUUCUGGAUGAAACUGGAAGAACCACGGCAUUACAGAGUUGGUAUACACCCAAAUGGGAAAAAUAUCACUUCAGUCAACAUGUAUGUGCCACUACACAAAGAUGUACGCAAGAAGACCAGAUCUGAACAAAGGCAGAGGUUCUCAGAUGAUUAUUAUUUAGAAAGAGUCAAGCAGUUGGAGAAGUUGUCAUGGGAAAAGCAACCAAAUGAACUCCAAGCAUUAAGAUUACAGUUGUCUAUAUGUUGUAAUGCAACAAACAACUUUAUUGUUUCACGCAAUAAUACACCACUUGGUACCAACAUAAGUUAUGAAGUGGACAGAAGAAGAACUAUUGCAGUAACCUGGAAUAUUUUUAGAAUGCUUCCAGAGUCACAGGCCUUAAUGGGCUACCCUUACAAAACCUGUGCUGUAGUUGGAAAUUCUGGAAUCCUGAGAAACAGUAGCUGUCGAGAAGAAAUAGAUCAUGCCGACUUUGUAUUUAGGUGCAAUCUUCCACCUAUUUUCGGAAACUACAGUGAUGAUGUUGGGACUAAAACAAACCUUGUGACUGUUAAUCCUAGCAUUAUAGUACAGAGAUAUGACAAGCUGACUGAAAAAAUAGAACCCUUUCUGAACAGAGUUUCAAGCUAUGGAAAGGCUUUUCUUCUUCUGCCAGCAUUUUCCUACAGAAGCAAUACUGCGGUUUCUUUUAAAGUGUACCACAUUAUGGAACAUGUCCAGGCAGAUCAAAAGCCAAUAUUUUUCCAUCCUAACUAUUUGAGGAACCUUGCCAAGUUCUGGAGAUCCCAGGGCAUUAAAGCCUACCGCCUGUCUUCUGGCUUUAUGUUAGUGAGUGUUGCACUAGAGCUGUGUGAAGAUAUAAGGCUGUAUGGAUUUUGGCCUUUCUCAAGGACAACAGAAGGAAAAAAGAUUAAUCAUCAUUAUUACGAUGACCAAUCUCCCAAGCCAGGUUUUCAUGCAAUGCCAACAGAGUUUUAUCAGUAUCUGAAGCUUCAUAGUAAAGGCAUUGUCAAGGUCCAGCUAGGCAAAUGUACUGCAGGUUAAGUGCUCCAAACUGGAAUCGGACCAGUAGUGGUCAAUAUCCACAGGUUAUGUUGUAAAACUGAGUGCUUGGAUUGAGCAUUUAAUCAGAGCAGUAUUUAGCUUUCUUUACGCCAAAGGAAAAGUAUACUGCAUAUCUUUACAGAAAUCUGCAAAUAUAUAUGCUCUUAAAAAGACUACUGCCAUCUAGUAAACAGAUGAACAUUGUGAUAUACAGUACAGUUCUGAGAACAAAGGAGGAUUGGUAAGCUAGCAUUCUGUGUAGCACUUUCUGGAGCAUGCCUUUGAAAGCACAACAUUCAGGAUAUAUUACUAUAGAUGUAUUCCCUUAUUACCUUUAAUAUAAUUGUUACCGAUGUGAGCAUAAAGCGAACAUGUUAUACGGUAUACAUAAUAAAACUGACUAUGCCCACAACUAGUCAUCCGAUGACAAACUGUUUCUACCUCAGGAAGUCACAUCAAGGCUGCCCAACAUGUGUAUACAUUAAUACAUGCAGCGUAUUUAUUAGUAUUAUUACUGGAAAUGGUUGUUCUUCCAUAACUACAGCUAUUCAAGGGCUCUUCCUAGAUAAUCAUUGCUUUUAUAAUGGAAUAUUGCCAUUUGCACCUCUUUUAGCUGCACUAUGACAAAACUCUUUCUAGCAUAUUCUGUAUCUGCUGGAGCUAGAUUAUUCACAAUUAAACAAAGAUUUCAGUAGAA